CUAAUAUAUGUACCCAAUGGGUAGUUACUUCCUUCAAAAAUUAUUUUUCUAGGUCGCGGGGAUAAGGCGGCAGUUUGGUCCUUUCGCGACUCAUCAUGCUCUGAGAGAAGCUGUGCAGCAAUUGCUGAAUUGCUCAAAAGAUGAUGCUCUUGUGCUAAAUCUUGUACAACCAGCAGCUGUUACUCAGAUCCUCUCUGUCACAGUAGUGGCAUCAUCUCCACCAAUGAAACAAUGGACAAUUGAUAAGGUAGCCGCUGAGUUGCGCAAAUUGCUAGAUGAAGCAGUUGUGGCGAAAUUUAUCGAGCAGGUAGGGUAUAGCAUGUGUUUUUCUAUGUCUGUGAGGUUCUACAUGUAA
Molecule: messenger RNA, 355 nt
Organism: Cylicostephanus goldi
Lineage: Eukaryota; Metazoa; Nematoda; Chromadorea; Rhabditida; Strongylidae
Source: the annotation of a GenBank genome assembly